Molecule: messenger RNA, 6370 nt
Organism: Salvelinus fontinalis (brook trout)
Lineage: Eukaryota; Metazoa; Chordata; Actinopteri; Salmoniformes; Salmonidae
Product: adhesion G-protein coupled receptor G6-like
Exons: 26
Coding region: 400-4131 (1243 amino acids)
Biological process (GO): myelination in peripheral nervous system; cell surface receptor signaling pathway; heart trabecula formation
Cellular component (GO): membrane
Molecular function (GO): G protein-coupled receptor activity; laminin binding
Source: RefSeq, a predicted model, not a curated record
GUAAAUGUAAAUGUAAUUUGUCAAUUUUCAGUGUGAUGGAGAAGCAACGUAGAAUUCUAGGUGAUUUUGAGCGCAUUUUCUUAAAUGUUCUUAACCCUCGGGAUUUGGUUUGGGGUGGGGCGCCAGAGUGAGAGAGAACGUCCUCCAGCUGUGUGCAAGGACACGCUGCUUGAAUGUUAAAACUACUUUGCUGCUGUUUCAAGCAUCUUGCGUGACAGGGGAACAGGGUCAACAGUCGAUUUGAUGUUUCGACUUUGGAAUUAGCGCGUGGUUUGCGUUUAUACACUGAAUUAAGUUUUGAAACGUCGGCGUGGCACGAAUUUGAAGAAGUUGCCAAAAGUUUUCAAAAACUGAAAACUCCAGUCGGAUCGACAGCGGAGUAGAUAAUAUGAUCCUUCAAUGAGACCAGCUCCCUCCAAUAAGAUGAUGGAGUCUUACGUCCGUGGAGGAUGGUGGCGAUGGAAGUUCCGUAACGUCCUGCCAGUUGCCCUGCUAUGGAUGUCCCUGCAAAGACAAGUGUUGGGCUGUAGUAACUCCAACUGCGUUGUGGUGCUCACGGACUCCCAGGGUACCUUUACCUCCCCCUGCUACCCCCAAGUGUACCCCAAAAGUCAGGCCUGCAAGUGGACUCUGCAGGCCCCGGCUGGAUUCAUUGUGCAAAUAACCUUCUUCAACUUUGAUCUCGAGGAGGCCGUGGGGUGCAUCUAUGACCGCGUCAUUGUCAACACCGGAAACCAAGAUGUGAAAUUUUGUGGCUUAACAGCCAACGGACUGACGCUAAACUCCACCAGCAAUGUGAUGGAGAUGUCAUUUAACUCAGACUCUAGCGUCCAAAAGAACGGAUUCAAUGUCAGUUACAGGCAAGUUGCCGUGCCGCUGAGGGACCAGAAGGUCAUGUUGCCGAACGGCAAUGGCAAGGUGGUCAAGGUCUCCAAUUCAGUGACCAUACCGACCCUUCAGCAGUUCACCGUGUGCUUUGAGGUAGCCCGCUCCAACCAAAAGAACAAGGAAACCAUCUUCUCUUACACCCGGGUAGAGGACAGCAGUGGUGAUGAAGCCCUAAGUUUCGGAAUGAACCAGGAUGGAAUGGCACUGGUCAUGAGUAACGAGACAUGUCUGGUAGACUCUAUCCUCAAUCCCUCGGACUUCACCUCCACCAUGAAGCCAUUCUGUCUCACAUGGGCCUCCACCACAGGCAAGGUGACCCUUUACUACAACAGAAACUCCCUGACCAAGACCUGCUCUAACACAAAUGGGCGCUUGGUGGGGGCCGGGGGCCUCUUCAGGCUGGGGGGCAAGAAUAGCUUCGAUGGGACCAUCUAUAACUUCCGCCUGUGGGAUAAUGCCAUGAGCAUGACACAGUUGGCCAACCUUACCUGUGACGCCGUCGGUAACGUCAUUGACUGGGACAACAGCUUCUGGGACAUCCCCUCUUUGCUGGCACAGACGGACAGAACACUGAGCUGCAUCUGUUUCCCACAUUGCAUACACUUAACAACAGCUGUUCCAUCUAGUGGUACCUCUGUACCCACCAGCUGUUCCUCUCCUGGACUGGACUGCCCAGCAACAUUAACUCCUACCAGCUCAUCCAUUAUCACCACUAACAUGAUUUCUACUAAUUCAACAACCCACGAGGGUCUUUUCUACAGGAUCUCCUUUCUUCUCAAUGACAAGGAGGCCGAAGUAAGAGAGUCUGAUGUUGAGAAAACUGUUGCACAAUGGCUCAAUCAAACGUUCCAAAACUGGACACACAUGGUCUAUGUCGCUAAUGUCAGUGUCCAGCCUAGCAGUGACUUACAGCUGGAGAGUAAAAGAUACACCUGCCAGGCCCUGCUGGUCUACAAGACCACCACCAACGUGACCCUGGUAGAAGCUGCCAUCUUCACCAGGUUGGGCAGAAGCGGCGCCGUGCAAGCUGUCGAGAACUGCACGAGGGAAACUCCCCUCCAUUACAUCUGGCCAGAGAGCAGACCGACGGUCACUCAGUACAUCCCCUGUUUCCCCAACAAAGACCAGACCGCAUCCAGAACAUGUGUGAUCAGCCCCCUGAAUUACACAGCGUUUUGGGGCGCCCCAGACCUCAGGAAUUGCAUUGAUAUCGGUAGCAUCAAAGUGUCAGCAGAGAAUGCUGCCGAAGUCGCCGUCCAGCUUGAUGACAUCACCAACAACGAGCUCUCCACAGACGAGGUGUUCAAGGUGGCGAGAAAGGUUAAUGAGCUGGUGAAAGUGGCCAAGAUCAACACCCCUCUGGCCAAAACCGUAGUUAGCAUCCUCUCUAACGUGAUGACCAGCUCUGUGUCAGCCCUGACUGCAGCCUCGGAGUGCACAUUGAAGACGGUGGAUGAGCUGGUUCAGAAGAUAGAGUUUGAUGGGCCUACAGAAAACAUAACCUCGAAAAAUCUGGCUCUGGGAAUUUCAGCCCUCAACUACAGCAAGUUCAAUGGGACCUCCUUCAGUGCCUUCAUACACCCCAACACCACAGACCUCCAGGUUGCCUUUAAGUCGGAUCAGCUGAACCCCCUGGCUCAGGUCACACUGCCAGCUACACUGCUCAACAACCUGACCCUGACCAAUGCUGAGAUUGCUGCUGUCUCCAGGAUCAACUUCAUGUUCUUCCGGAAAACAGGACUAUUCCAGGAUGAACAGGACGGGCUAUCUCUUAACAGCUAUGUUGUGGCCAGCAGUGUGGGCAAUUACUCCAUCAGUAACCUGCAGGAUCCAGUAGAGAUCGAGAUAGUACACCUGAACUACCAGACAAAACCAGAGCCAACCUGCAUGUUCUGGGAUUUCACCAUGAAGAAUGGUACAGGUGGCUGGAACAGUAAAGGCUGCAGGGUUAGUCCCAUGUCCAAUAGAAACAAGACUAUCUGCCUCUGUGAUCAUCUCACACACUUUGGCAUCCUAAUGGAUAUCUCUGGAUCCGCUGUACAGAUUGAUGAGAAAAACACCAAGAUUCUCACUUUCAUCACCUACAUCGGAUGUGGCAUAUCGGCCAUCUUUUCUGCUGCAACGCUUCUGACUUAUAUUGCCUUUGAGAAGUUACGUCGUGACUACCCCUCUAAGAUCCUGAUGAACCUGAGCACGUCGCUGCUGUUCCUCAACAUGGUGUUCCUAUUGGAUGGCUGGCUGGCUUCCUUCGAUGUGGAGGGCCUGUGUGUAGCCGUGGCCGUCUUCCUCCACUUCUUCCUGCUCACAUCCUUCACCUGGAUGGGCCUCGAGUCCAUCCACAUGUACAUCGCCCUGGUCAAAGUCUUCAACACCUACAUCCGGAGGUACAUCCUCAAGUUCUGCAUCGUCGGCUGGGGUCUGCCUGCUGCGAUAGUGGCCAUAGUGGUAGCUUUUGACAAAAACUCCUAUGGGAAAAUACAGUAUGGAAAGGGGGAGACUGGACAAGGAUCUUCUGAAUUCUGUUGGAUCCGGAGCCAGGUGGUGUUCUAUGUGACAUGUGUGGGCUACUUCUCUGUCCUCUUCCUCCUGAACGUGGCCAUGUUCAUCGUGGUUAUGAUCCAGAUCUGCGGUCGUAACGGGAAGCGUAGCAACCACACGCUGCGUGAGGAGAUGCUGAGGAACCUGAGGAGCGUCAUCAGUCUCACCUUCCUCCUGGGCAUGACCUGGGGUUUUGCCUUCUUCGCCUGGGGACCCGUCAACCUGGCCUUCAUGUACCUCUUCUCCAUCUUCAACUCACUGCAGGGUUUUUUCAUCUUCAUAUUCCACUGUGCACUGAAGGAGAAUGUCCAGAAACAGUGGAGGAGAUACUUGUGUUUUGGCAGAUUCCGCCUGUCAGACAACUCAGACUGGAGCAAGACAGCCACUAACAACACCAAAAAGGCCAGCUCAGACACCGUGAGGAAGUCCCUGUCCUCCAGCUCUUUUGGCUCCAGUACAGCAAACUGGACUUCCAAGGCCAAAGCAACUCUAAACCCCUUUGCAAAGCGCAGCAGGAAUGCAGGUAAAGGUUUCUCCAACCAGACCAAUGCUAAAACUGUCUCCUCAGAGGGUGAGGCCUCCUCCUCCAUCAUCCCCGUGCACCAGGUCAUUGACAAGGUCAAAGGUUACUGCUCGGUGCGCUCCGACAACUUCUACAAGAACAUUAUCAUGUCGGACAGCUUCAGCCACAGCACCAAGUUCUAGCCCACCCAGCACUUCUCUUCCUCCUCCUGUUGCUGCUAGCCCCUAACCCUUGGUGAUCUCCCCAGUCCACAAUGUCACCCCAGGGUUAUAGCCUCCAGAGCAGCAGGACGGUAGCUAGUAGUAUGAAUAUGUGUAUACUGUAUAAUAUUUGACUCAAUCAGCUGGUCCAGUCAGUACUGAAAAGAGAAAUGGGGAAAUGUAUAGUUCUAUAGAAAAGAAACGGGAGAAGCAGAGAAUGGAGUUUGCAAUGUACAUACUGUGAUGCUAAUCUUCAACUGGCUAUGUGAUGUGUAAAUAUUGAUGGUAUAUCUAAUAUGCCCCCGUAUAGUUGCUUCUCAGUUGGUGUUGCACAUGCCUAGGGUUCUCAGCAGGGUCACCUUUCCUGUACAGAAAUAUCCUCCAUUUUAGCUGUUCUGUUCUCAUUAUGCAGUCUGUAGAACUCCAGUAUGGGCAGCAAUGAAGGAAAAACAUCAAAUCUGGACUAAAUGUUCAGGCAUAGCCCUAUAUUUCAAACCCAAAGACUAACAUGAUGGAGUUGUUAAAAGCUGUAGCAUUGUCAAUGUGUGUUGAAAAUGGAACAGGUUUAGCUGUAGUUCUAAUUUGUAGUCGUCUAUUUGUGAAUCUUGUGUGUGCUUUUUUGCUGGAAAGCAAUAUUAUGCUCCUUUACAGUGCCUUACAUGAGGAUGUUUUGCAUAAAGUGCUUACUUUAUCUUGGUCAGCCUAUCAACAUCAUCAUCAACACUAUGAUGAAAUUAUUUGUCAUGUAUAUAUUUUAAACAUUAAGCUUCAGAUGCUCUACUACUGAAUAACAAAUACAGAAAGGAAUGUAUAGAAUUGGUCCAUUAAUUUCUUCUUCAUUUUGGUAACUUUGAUUUAGGACAAUCUCUGUGGGUGGUCUGUGUGUCAAGUGUAAUUUCUCUGACUGUUCUACGGAUAGAGGUUACCAAACCCCAGCCAUUAAACCUGGAUAUGGUAAGGUAGGCCUAGAUUCAAUCCGUAUCGCGGAAGAUCUGUGCUGUAGCUCGAAUGAAAUUUCAAGGCAAUGUUACGGCAUUCACGGAGACGGCGUUCAUGGUAAACACAGCAUAUGUUGGCACAAUCGGAAAUGUCCUUUAUAUUUUACUUGCUCUAUACCGUUUAUCUUCUGCAAUACGGAUUGGAUCCAGCUCAUAGUUUCAUAAACAUUCCACAUUGAAUAAUUUCACAAUAGAGCAACUCACAGCACAACGUAUAGUACAGUACUGAUUGAAAAGGGACUACAAACACUGACAUUAUUUGUUCAUCCAAGUUAAUGCCAACAUUUGUAAGCAGCUAAAUGUUAAUCUUCUCCUCAUUGUUGCUUUACUUCACUUCAUCUUCUUUUCCCACCAAUAGGGAACUGAAUAUAUUGCAUUGUGUUAAAUGUUACUGUGUGAGCUAUUGUUUUGUGUUUGUGAAGCGAUGGAACAAUCUUGUUGUUUUACUGUAUCUUUAUAUUUAUUUCUAUGGAGAUUUUUACAUUUGUUGUUUAUCUUGAAUCCCCAAUGCCAGUGGAUCAGGACUAUGCCCUCGGAUAGAUAGAUCGAUUUGGAGAGAUGCAGCUUGGCGGCAAAACAAAGCAUUGAUCUUGACCUGGGCAGACAAACAGGGACAGUUAUAUUUUGGAAGCAGUCAGAGCUCUCAAUUGUUAUUUUCCAGCAUCAAGAAAAUAAUUGAAACAUCGCUAACAAAUUCCCUCGGGCUGAAUUUGUUAUGAUAGAAACAUUGCUUGGAAAAGUUAUCUCGUGUUGAGCAUAUUUGGGGUCUUCAAUUCAAGAAUGUGUGGGGAGGGAGUAUAAAGUGGUUUGAACUAAUGCGAUGGAGUUCUCAGCUUUACUAUGAAUUAGAUCAUGACUGCGCUGCCAUCAUCUUUAUAGAUAUUUGCAUAAAAUAUUCCAAAUGAUCCUCUAGGUUAUAUCUUAUCUAGUUCUAUCAAUGCAGAGGGAAUCCAGACAUGAUUUGUUUCUGAUUCAUUUGUACAUGUCUUUAUUAGUUUAAUCGGGAUACAGAAAUAGAAAAUCACUAUGGCUACAUCCAAACCAGCAGUGUACCGUAGAUGAUCGGGCUGUAUUCCAAAACAUUUUCCAGACCCUGUUUGUUUUUCUUUCCACAACUCCUGACAAUAAUAUAUUUUCAUGAAUCUGUCUCAACAUCAUUGACGAAUUGUGUCUCUCCAAUAAAGGGAAUGAAAAGUAGCUAAUUCUAUUAAUCAUAACCCUAA